Molecule: messenger RNA, 1932 nt
Organism: Caenorhabditis auriculariae
Lineage: Eukaryota; Metazoa; Nematoda; Chromadorea; Rhabditida; Rhabditidae
Source: the annotation of a GenBank genome assembly
AUGGCUGAUAUCAAACCAAACCACACGAUUUACAUCAACAACCUCAGCGAUCGAGUGAAAAAAGAUGGUUUGAAGAAAACUAAAAAAAAGCUUGAGUUUUUUAAAAUGUUCAGAGCUCAAAAAGUCGCUUCAUAUGAUUUUCACGCAAUUUGGCGAGAUCAUCGCCGUAAUGUCGUUCCGGACGGAUAAAAUGCGUGGCCAAGCUCAUGUCGUCUUCAAAGAGGUUUUUUUUGUAAAUAAGCUGUUUUUAUUAUUUUUCUGUGUUCACACGAUUUCCAAAUUGACGUUUCUUAUACUCAUUUAAAUUCAUUACGCGAAGUAUGCAAAUUUUUGAAUUUCUUUUGAAAAAGUUGGGUUCUAAACGAGACUUUUAAGCGAAUUCAAAACUUGUGUAGUUACUUGAGCAUUUUUUGUACAUAAACGAACACGACGUAACUAAAAAAAAUUACAGGUAUCUUCCGCUUCCAACGCUAUGCGCGCCAUGCAGGGAUUCCCAUUCUACGAAAAGCCUUUGGUAAUUUUUAUCACGAAAAAUAUAAUAAUAAAUACCUUUUUUUUCAGAGAAUCCAAUACGCCAAGGAAGAUUCUGACGUGAUUUCCAAAGCCAAGGGAACUUUUGUCGAACGGUCACAGAAGUCGAAAAAUGCUAUGAAAAGAAAGCGGGUACGGUUUUCUAUGUGGUGAAUGGUCGAGUCCCGAAGUUGAACAAUAAUUUUUUGAAUUUUUAAGCGAAUUUUUACUUUGAAAAUAAGAAUAUAAGAUUUUUUUUCAAUCUCAAAGGCUUCUUCUUUUUUUAUUUUUUUUGCCUCAUUCUCCUCAAAAAGAACGUUUAAAAAAAUACGCUGGGCCUUCUCUUGAGUUUUUUUUUCAGAUCAGUCUUUGGGUUUUCUGUUUCUUAUUAUUCUAGGAAAAAUCUGUGUAUGUGUUUUUUUUUUGAGAGUGUUUUUAGACUUUUUUUGGACUUCAUGAUGAAGUUUGCUCGGAUAAAUAGGACUAAAUUUUGCAGCCGGCCGGACGGAAAGACGGCGACGAUGGCCAUGCGGCACCCAAUAAAAUCCUGUACCUCUCCAAUUUACCUGAAGACGUCAGCACGGACACCAUCCAAGUUAUUUUCAACCAGUACGUUUUGGAUGAUUUAUUUAUUUCAAAGAAAUUUUCACUUUUCUGGCUAUGCUCAUAGUAAAGUUCCGUAAAAUCGGCUUUCACGUGAGCAAAAAGAAGAAGAAAACCUUUCUUGAAUAACGAAAUUUCCCUACUGAAGUUUGAAAUGAUUCGUAGAAAAUUUAACUUGUUUUUGUUUCAAAUUAGGCGCCAAGGUGUUUUUUUAUUUAGGAAGGAAGUUUUCAUAUUUUUUUGAUUUGAGCUAGGCGAAAUUUAUCUUAUAAGAGAAGCUUUAAUGUCGUCGAAAUUCACAUUUUUUUCUGAAUUAAAAUUGUGUAGUUCAUAUUGCAAAGCAUCAUAGAACUAUUGAAAAGAAAAAAUCGCAGUUUUUAGUAGUUAAAUUCGGAAUCAGGGUGUUCGAAAGUACUUUUCAGCCGAUUUCCUCCGAUUUAUUAUCUUUUUGAAGUUCCCUUUUGAGGCCUUCUCAAGUUAUCACUUUUCUUUCUAUCUAAUAAAAUUUGCGGGUCUGAAUACAUAUGGACUUUGUGUGUUCCAAAGUACAUCUCAGCCAAUUUUUAUUGGGUUCUUAACCUUUUGAACUUUCCUCAUGAUGCUUUCACUAGCUUUCACUUUUUUUUUCCAAAACUUUCAAGCUUGAACUGAAAUUCCAGAUUCCCUGGCCUGAAAGACGUUCGAUUAGUCCCAAAUAGUGCGGGAAUCGCUUUCGUCGAGUUCGAGAACGAAGAACUCGCCGAACCGGCGCGCGAAGCUCUCGACAACUUCAAAAUCACGCCCGACAUGCAGAUGAAAGUCGACUUUGCCAAAAAAUAA